AGCGAGUUCAUUUUUGAUAUUUCGUUCAAAUACAAUUCAAGAAAGAAAUACAUUAAUACAAUGUCUAUUUCAGUUAGGAAAAAAUUGUUGUUAUCAUAGAUGCAAACAACAACAGAAGAUAAAAUCAACUAUGCAUAUAAAAAGUAGUCAUAAACAAAAGAUAAAGAGUGAUAAGCAGAACGAAAGACAUUUAGGUUAGUAUUGGUUGUCGAUACAUUCAAAGUCAGUUCUGCGGAAAAAAGAGGUGGUGGCUCAAACCUCGCCGCUUUCUAACAAUAAAGAUAUUACUCUAAUUCUGAGUAAAUACAAGUGUUCAAAAUUAUAAUAAUAUCUCUUUUUGUUUUGUUUUAGAUGUGGGAUCAACAUACAGUUCAUGUGGAAAUUCGAUUGGUAGUUCAUGUAAUUUUGAUUUUGUUUAUAGUUCAACAGCCACAACAUCGACAACGGAUAGUCAAUCAUGUUCAUCAAUUGAAUCAUCUGAUCAUUUAAGACAAUCGAUUGAAGAAGAAAAGCAUGAUGGUAGAAGAAUAUUAACACCACAAAUCGAUAAAUUCAUUGUACAAGAACCAUUUAUACGUGCUGAACAUCCAGUUACACCUCCACCAUCUAAAAUUAUUAUCGUUGAUAAUAAUAAUGAUGUAGAAGACGAAGAAACAAGUUCAAUCGAACAGUAUGACCAUAGUGCAGAAUGGAAUCCAAAGCUGGCUUAUUUUCCAGUUGAUCCAUCACCAAUACCUUUAUUAUCCAGUUCAUCUUCAUCAUCAUCAUUUGGUGAAGAACAUUUUACUGAUUCAGCAUCAUCAUUUCAACCGUUAGACACAUGUGCAAACAAACUAAAAUGGAUUGAUCAUUUACCAUCACAACAACCACAACGACGACAUUCAAUAGCAAAUCAUGAAACAUCAUUUCAUACAGUAACAGCGACAUUAAAUGAUUUAUCUAAUUGUCAAUCAGAUAAAAAACUUGUUUUUGUCGAAACAAAACCGUCACUCGACAUAUCAACAUCGUCAGCAGUGAUUGUACAGCAACAACGAUUUGCUGUUAAUACUCAGUUGGAAAAAUGUUAUUCUGUUCAUAGUAUAAACGAGACAUCAUCAUCUUCUCAAUCAAAUCGACGUCGAUCAUCGUUAAUGUCAUGGAUGAGUAAUAAUUUUAAAAGUUCAAAAACAACAAAAGACAAGAAUAAUCAAACAAAUUCUGAAUCUAAUAAAAAUGAUGAUAUUGAAACACGUAAAAUGAAUUGGGCAAUCAAUUUUGAAAAUUUAUUAGCAGACAAUGUUGGCUUAUUAUUAUUCAAAGAAUUUCUUCAGAAAAUUGAAUACAGUAAUGAAAAUAUAGAAUUUUGGUUAGAAUGUGAACAAUUUAAAACAUUAACAAAUCACAAUGAGAUUUGUCAAAGAGCGAAAUCAAUAUGGUCAGAUUAUUUUGCAAAUAAUUAUCCAGAAUUUCAGAAUUCAUCGACAUUACCAUUGAAAAUAAAUAUUAAUAUUUCCGAUUCUACAAGACAACAAUGUCAACAGCAUCUUCAUAAACCCCAUUCAUCCAUGUUUGCUAAUGCACAGGCUGAAAUUUAUCGUACAAUGAAAUAUGAUAGUUAUCCUAGAUUUUUAGAAUCAAAUUUGUUUAAAAAUUACAAAAGUUGUGAUACUAAUAGUCUAUCAGGAUUUACAAAACCAAAAAUAAAAAGACCACGAAUUCCAUUUCCAUGGACAAGAGGUAUUCUUAUUAAUAAUACUUAG
This is a messenger RNA of Didymodactylos carnosus, 1739 nucleotides long. The record is from the annotation of a GenBank genome assembly. NCBI's taxonomy places the organism in Eukaryota, Metazoa, Rotifera, Eurotatoria, Philodinida, Philodinidae.